AUGGGCGGCAGCAAGCGGGGCAAGCGCCCGAGCCGCAGCGACAACAGCAGCAAGAGCAGCAACACGGUGCUGACGCCGGUGGAGCAGCAGCAGGAGCAGCAGCAGCAGCAGCAGCAGGCCCACCAGGGCGCACACAAGGCGGCCUCCGCGCGCGACGCCCAGCAGGCGCGGCAGCGGGCGGCCGCCGCCAACGGCGCGGCCUCCAGCAGCUCCAGCGCCGCCGCCGGCACCGCCGCUGCCCCCGACGCCGGCAGGCUGCUGCCCAUCGCGUUUGCCGACGGCCAGGUGACGGUGGGCGACGGGCUGGUGCUGCUGGACCGCAUCACGCCGCUGGCGCGCGUGCAGCACCCGGCCUCCACAGACAUGGUGCUGCUCAGCCUGGCGGCCAGCCAGGGGGCCACCGCCAUCGAGGACUUCUCGCUGGGAGUGCUGCACUGCAAGCAGUGGCUGUGCUGCGCGCGCAACAAGCUGUGGUGGAUGACGCCUGAGUGGGGCAAGAAUGCGCGCGACCUGCCGCCAGAGACGCAGUUUCUGCUGGCUGAGCUGGAGGACGGCACCUACGCCGCCAUCCUGCCGCUCAUCAGCCAGCAGAAGUUCCGCGGCACGCUGCGCCCGCCCAGGUGA
Chlorella variabilis is the source of this 624-nucleotide messenger RNA. RefSeq lists its product as hypothetical. The transcript is spliced from 3 exons. Bases 1 to 624 code for a protein of 207 amino acids. The record is from RefSeq and is a predicted model, not a curated record. Lineage: Eukaryota; Viridiplantae; Chlorophyta; Trebouxiophyceae; Chlorellales; Chlorellaceae.